Molecule: messenger RNA, 2689 nt
Organism: Marchantia polymorpha subsp. ruderalis
Lineage: Eukaryota; Viridiplantae; Streptophyta; Marchantiopsida; Marchantiales; Marchantiaceae
Source: the annotation of a GenBank genome assembly
CUCCAUUGGAACUGCUGGAAUGCGGUGCUAAAGACUACUAAAGGCAGGGAAGGAGUUGGAGCUCUUUCCACGUGAUGACAGAGCUGUCACUUCUUCCUUUCAUUCACAGUCUGCUUUCAUACUCUCCAUUCAAACGGAGCUUCGAUUCGAAGUCAGGUCGGAUCGGAGCCAACCUCCGGAGUGCCUAAUUCAGCAAACUCUUAAUAGAGAAAAAAUAGUAUUUUUACAGCCCAUAGCUGUCUAGGUCACGGCCGGGGCCAGUGGUCGGUCAGACAGCAUUAACAUCUGGCGUGUGGUGUGGACUUUUCACGAGGACGAAAAUCGGGGAGGAGCGCCUCUUGAUUUCUCUUUCGACUUCUGUUUUAUUAUGAUCGUUUACUGUAAUCGGACCUCUGCGUGUGGUGCUAUGCUCUGGAAGCAGUAGUGGCAGGUUCUCGUGUGGUUGGAUUUGCUGUGUUGGAAUUCGAUUGGAGUUCUGGAGGGCAGGGCUUCGAUUAUGCCGAAAUUUCUUCCGAGUUGUCGACAUUUCACAGUGGAGAGCAUGGCAGUGAUCUGUGCAAGUGACUGACAGGCUAAGAUCGUUGAUCAGUUCGUAGUGUGGCAUGGUCACGUGACUUGGAAGACGAAAUUCCGCCCGCCGUCCCGUGUCUGCACUUUGGGGUGUAUGCAUGAGGACACGAAAUUGGAGAUUAUUGCCUCAGCAGCACCUCCCUCGGUGUUGUGUGUUUGAUUCAGCUCUCUACUGCUGCAGACGUCUGACUUUCUGCAGAAUUUGAACUUCCGAAGCCCGAAGACUGCAAGAAGUGGGAACAAAUCAGUUCAUUCCUUUGGUGAAUCAUGCAGGAGGAUGAUGGGGUUGAGGCUAGUACCUCUGGAUCUUCACCCCCUAUUGAUAAUCCCUCUGAAGCGGGAGAGAAGAGUAGAAGUUGCAGAGGAUGUCUCCUUUAUUCCAGUUCUUUGAGAGACAGUGCGCAGAAUCCUCUUUGUAUCGGCUUGAGUCGUUCGGAAACUCGAGUGUUUUCGACCAUGGGGGAUUCUGAGCGAGAUGCAACAAAAGAUGGAAGGAGAUUAGCAGACUUCAAAUAUGCGUGCAUAGGCUACUCAAUACACAAAGAUGUAAAAAAUUCUUCUGGAAAGCCUACAGAUGGAGCAGAAUUACCUCUAUGUGUUGGUGUGGAAUUUCUUGCUGAUAGGAGACCUCAAGGGGCAACCACGAGUCCCAUAGAGCAGGGACAUAACGAUGAGGAAGGUCCCGCCCCUAUCAUGCCUCGGCCUCAAUCAUCCCUUCGUCCACCCACUACAAUUGGUGGAAUGUCGGGUGAUGAAUUUGCCUCAAGGUUUUUCAGAUGUGCUGGUUUGGUUGCAUCAGCCGUAGUGAAAAACGUAUCAACCAUGGUGACGUCAAUCAAAACAGGAUUGGAUGAUAUUUAUCACGAGCGUCGGCGCCCCAAGUAAAGUCCAUUAUUUGAUAAAUGUGUACGGAGUCACAGUUUUCAGGACAAGGUCUUGUUUGAACCAGGUCCAUUCAUCUUUUGUCAAAGCUAGGAUACCUUCGUUUCGACUCAAUCAUAAGGAAAGGUCUGAUUUAUGAACCUUAUCAAUUUUGACCGAGUAGAAUGUUACAUUACUUUCCGAUGAUACGGACAUCAUUGUUCUUUUUAACGUUCAGGGAAUCCGAAGAGAGGGAGUCAUGAGGUUCAGACAUCUAUUGACGAGGCAUGAAUUCUGCACUCCUCUCCCCUUAGACCCCAUCCAUCACAUGCACAGUGGUUCCAUUCCACUUUCCGUUCCAAAAAGCUAAGUGAGAUCUCUUUCUGUCAGUUUUAUCUGCUGACCAGCAACAAUGUUUCUAAUCUUUCUGACCAGCAACAAUCCAACUUCAGUUCCACCUUCUGAAUCAAGGACGAAGCUCUUGUUGAUCUCGUGCGUGCAACCCAAAUUCCUAAAUUGUUGAUCGGGAAGGAAAACAUCCGUGGAUCACACGACUUGAUUCAGGCAGCUCUUUGCGACCCCACAUUUUUUUCUCUUCACUGGAUUCCGCAGUCCCAGAAAAAAUAUUGUGUACGUCAAGCAAUGCGGAUGAGAUUUGUCUUCAACCUUGUUAUAUGCCUUUUUGGUGCGUUUGAUGCACCGCGAUCAAAUUAUUUCAUUUAAAUUUGUUAUUUUUUUUAGUUCAUUUGCAUAGCUCACCGUCUGUUUGAGAGCUCUGCAAGAGACUGGUGAGUACUGCAUUGUCUUCACUCUUGUACUUUUCUACAGGCAUAUCACAUUUGUCGUUUGAGAUUCUGAACCAACCGAUCUCAAAGCACAAAUCUGAAUAUUAGUAGCUCACGACACACAGAACUCCGCAUUGAAAUUGUGUGGGUGUUCUAUUGACCAUCUCAGGCCCCUUAGCACUUUGUGUAUGCCCGCUUGUCAUGAAUUGGAAAGAGCCUAGAUGGUACAAUUCAGGCGAGAUCAGGCGGACAUCGAAUGGCCACAAAUUCUCUCGUGGGAUCUCCUACCCCCGGAGGACAGAGUGAGGGACUCUUAACCCUUCUGGCUUGCGUAGCAGGGCUUAACUUACCAAGUGAUCGCAUUUUAUUUCGCACUUUUAUCAUAGAUAAAUUGGUCAUAGAUAGAUAUCAAACAAAUAUAUUAGUGUCAAAACUUAUCUCUAGCAUGGAUGUUAAUAACUCACAUAUUUUUA